Cuculus canorus (common cuckoo) is the source of this 9717-nucleotide messenger RNA. It is a transcript of the gene CHRM3, whose product is annotated as cholinergic receptor muscarinic 3. Bases 374 to 2293 code for a protein of 639 amino acids. Gene Ontology annotation, molecular function: G protein-coupled acetylcholine receptor activity; G protein-coupled serotonin receptor activity. Lineage: Eukaryota; Metazoa; Chordata; Aves; Cuculiformes; Cuculidae. Gene Ontology annotation, biological process: chemical synaptic transmission; regulation of vascular associated smooth muscle contraction; saliva secretion. The record is from RefSeq and is a predicted model, not a curated record. The transcript is spliced from 5 exons. Gene Ontology annotation, cellular component: plasma membrane; dendrite; synapse.
GCGGCGCGGGCGGGUGCGGAGCGCCCUCCUCCCGGCGGGGGAUGUGCCGGCCGCCAGGGGCGCGCCGCCCGUGGGAAGCGCGCUCCUAACGCCACCUGGGCGCCGCGGGGAGCGCCCGGCACGGAGCGGGCGGCGAGGGGGCGCCGGGAGCCGGGCAGAUCUUGAUGGUUAUGACAAAGUCUUUCAUCAGCGUGUGGUAUAAUGGACUGUGGGUUGGAUGAUUUACAGUCAUCUGAAAAAUGAUAUCUACUUCUCUUCUUCCUCGUUCAUGGCAGCUGGGCUAGAUGAGCUGGAAAAACUUCUGAGUUACACUCAUAAUGAAGUGGCUUCGUGGCCUCUUCAAUGCAGUGUGCCCUCCGAGACGUGAGCUUACAUGCUGAUAUGCUACCGGUUUUGUUUCCAAAAGAGGAGUUCACAGAACUACACAGUGCCUGAUCCAACUAGCUGCUUUGAUGUUCCUCACUGGACCAUACUAUGCCAGAAAGCCACAAUGAUCAUGCAAAAUAACAGUUCAGCCUCGCCUCUGUUUUCAAAUGUGAGCUCCUUCUGGAAGAGAGAUUCACAUGGACCAGGACUCCUUGAUGAAGCAGCAUCACGCAUUGGCAGCUAUGAUUUCCCACGGACCACGGAGAGUUUUCCAUUCUCCACUGUGGAAUCAACAAAUAUGUCCCUGAAUGCCACAAGCAAAGACCCUCUGGGUGGACAUAGUGUCUGGCAAGUAGUUUUGAUUGCUUUCCUCACUGGGAUCCUUGCACUGGUGACCAUCAUAGGAAACAUCCUAGUGAUUGUUGCAUUUAAGGUUAACAAACAACUGAAAACUGUCAACAACUACUUCUUGUUGAGUCUUGCUUGUGCAGAUUUGAUAAUCGGUGUUAUUUCCAUGAAUCUUUUCACCACAUACAUCAUCAUGGACCACUGGGCUUUGGGAAACUUGGCCUGUGAUCUCUGGCUCUCCAUUGACUAUGUCGCCAGUAAUGCCUCUGUCAUGAAUCUCCUUGUCAUAAGUUUUGACAGGUAUUUUUCCAUCACAAGGCCGCUUACGUACAGAGCUAAGCGAACAACCAAAAGGGCUGGAGUGAUGAUUGGUUUAGCAUGGAUCAUCUCUUUUGUUCUUUGGGCCCCUGCCAUCUUGUUCUGGCAGUAUUUUGUUGGGGAGAGGACUGUGCCUCCUGAUGAAUGUUUCAUCCAGUUUCUAAGUGAACCUAUCAUCACUUUUGGCACUGCCAUAGCUGCCUUUUACUUGCCAGUCACCAUUAUGAGUAUUUUGUAUUGGAGGAUCUACAAGGAAACUGAGAAACGCACCAAAGAGUUAGCAGGGCUACAGGCUUCGGGCAGUGAAGCAGAGGCAGCACGCUUUGUGCACCAGACAGGCAGCUCCCGGAGCUGCAGCAGCUAUGAGCUGCAACGGCAAAGCAUGAAACGUUCCACCCGAAGAAAAUACAGACGCUGCCACUUCUGGCUCACAAUGAAGAGCUGGGAACCCAAUGCAGACCAGGGGGACCAAGAACACAGCAGCAGUGACAGCUGGAACAACAAUGACGCUGCUGCCUCCCUGGAAAAUUCAGCCUCCUCUGAUGAAGAAGACAUGGCUGCAGAGACCAGAGCCAUCUAUUCAAUUGUGCUGAAGCUUCCUGGUCACAGCGCCAUCCUCAAUUCCACGAAACUACCCUCCUCAGAAGAUUUGCAUGAGUCAGGGGAUGAACUGCAGAAAUCCGACACAGAAUCGAAGGAAAAAAUAACUAAAAAAUUGCACCCGCCCAAAAGCGUCCAGGAUGGUGGAAAUUUUCAAAAGAGCUUUUCUAAGCCUCCAAUUCAGAUGGAGCCAGCAGAGACAACUGCAGCUUCUGAUGGCAUCUCGUCUGUGACCAAGACAUCUGCAGGCUUGCCCUUGUCCUUCAAGGAAGCAACCCUGGCAAAAAAGUUUGCCUUGAAGACCAGAAGUCAGAUCACAAAGCGAAAACGAAUGUCACUUAUCAAAGAAAAGAAAGCAGCACAAACACUGAGUGCCAUUUUGUUUGCCUUCAUCAUUACCUGGACCCCAUAUAACAUCAUGGUUCUGGUGAACACCUUUUGCAACUGUAUCCCCAAAACUUUCUGGAACCUGGGGUACUGGCUUUGUUACAUCAAUAGCACGGUGAACCCUGUGUGCUAUGCACUGUGUAACAAAACAUUCAGAAACACUUUCAAGAUGCUACUGUUGUGCCAGUGUGACAAACGAAAACGACGCAAACAGCAGUAUCAGCAAAGGCAGUCUGUAAUUUUUCAUAAGCGGAUACCUAGGGAGGCUUCAUAGAAUAGUAUUUUUUAAACAAUUACAAAAAAUAAUGAAGUGAGGAUGGUAUGGGAAGGGAACGGGUGGGAUGGAGUGAGAUGGGACAGGAUGGGCCGAGAUGGGACAGGACGGGAUAGGAAGGGAUGGGGUGGUGUGGGAGGGUGGUUCCAGGGUGCUGGUUCAAACAUUAAGACAUGACAGCAGCUGUCAGGCUUAUGUAUCCUUUUAAUAAAUCCAGUUUAAUAUAAAAAACAAGUCUGCAUUCAGCAAAAACUAACAAACUUCAAUGUUUUUACUAAGGAAUGAAAGACUUAAUAAAGUUUUCCUACAAAUCUGCAAGAAGCUGUAUAGCAAUUAUAAACCCAUUACUGAUCUGCCCAGUCCUUUGAUUAAAAUCAACUCUGGGAUCUCAGGUAAGCACAUCUAGCUAGCCCAACUCUUCUGUUUCCAAUGAAUUCAACAACUUUCGAUUCAGCUCACAUACAGAUGUAGCAAGCUAGCAAAACAGGAUUAUGAAAUUAUUCAAGACACUGUAUAGGUUGCAAAAUUGCUUCUUGCUGUCCAGGUAGAGCUUCCUGUCUACUUCUCUUCUGGUGUAUUUUUAACUGUACCCCUGAUUCCUGAUUGCCAAAUAUCUAUGUGUGCAGCUCAUGUUAUAUAUGUGUGUGUGAGAGUGUGUAUGUAUGCAUAACACCUCUAAAACACACACAUACCAGGAAAGAAGUGAUCUAUUGUUCUAGGUUUUGCAGGGCCACCCAUCACAAUUACUUGUGACUGAAAUUUGAAAAAAAAAGACCAAUAUAAUUCAGAAAAUCAUAUUAAAAUUUAUAUCACAUUAUUUGCCACCUGAAAUCCAAGUUUAUCUUUGAAACCAAAACAUGAUGUCCACAUUGCAAAUAGAAAGAACCAAAGCAUAGCCUGCAUAGCCUAACAGUGUACAGAGUUUACUGGCAUACGCCCAGUUCAACCUCAAUGUUCAGCAAAGUAACUCUCCCCAGAGUGAUCACACCUUUUUAAAAGAUAUGAAGUGAAAGGAAUUGAUGACUAUAUUGAGGGCAGAGUAUGCAGUUAUCUUUGUAGGGUGUAGGAUGGUGAGACCCUACAUCUGGGCCACACAGAAAGCUUUUCAGGAACAAGGAGGGCAAAGCCAUUAGGAGGAGCCCUGUUUUGUGCUUGGGCGGCAAUGCUGCUGUCGGGACACGCACAGACACUGCGCUACCUUGUCCUGAGUUGCACUGUGUGGAUGCACCACCCUUCUCAGAGCCAGCUCAGAUUCCAUGCACAGUAUCUGUAUUGAUUCCAAUGAAAGUUCAAGUUGUAAUUUUUUGUCUAAACUUGGUGGAGCCUCGGUGCUCACACUGUCUGCCCAGGCGAUCUUCAGAUACAAAAGAUUUCUGUAAAAGAAAUGCUUUAUUUUUGUAGAUGAAGGAUCCUUACUAAAAAGUGUUUCUUUUCCAGAAUCUGUUUUAAAAAUCAUCAGGAGAAGUGCACCUAAAUCUGCUUAAUGCCAGGUUAUUCAGUGUUAUAAAAAACUUGGAUAUUGCCAAUUUGUAACCUGGCAACUUUUGAUAACGAAAAUUACAAAAGGGCUUUAUUAUUUAUAGCUUAGACAUGACGAGUAUUUCCUGGUAUUUAUGAUAUGGUCUGCACCAAACAUAGUGUGAUUUAUAAAAGUCAGAGAUCCCCUGGGGAAAGGAUUGUACUUUAAACUAUUGUUCUAAAUCUGAUUUAGUUACAUGUUGAAAGAUAAUUUUGUAUUCUCCUUUGAAAUGACCAAAAUGUUUUUUUAUUGCUUAGACUCUUAUUUUGCUGAAAAUAAAACAAAACAAAUAUCUUCUUUUACAAAGGGGCAUCAGUGUUGUGAACACAGAACUGAUGUAAAAGCUGCUUUUGUAUUCAGUGUGAGAUGGUGUUUACAGAUGAUUUUGACAACAGUGGAAAUAUAUUAAAUGGUGUCUGUGUAUCUGAACUAUUUAAUUUUGUGUUAUGUUCAUAUGAAGAGAUAUUUAUACAUACUUCACCAAAUGUUUUAUUUAAUGUUGAUAAAUAUUGCUCUUCAGUCUUCAGCUGUAGUGUCCUUAUAAAGUGAUUCAUAAAGGUCUCCUUGAGAAAUGAAUAGAGUAUACCUAGCUUUCUUAUCGCAAAAACAAAUACUCUUGACAUACAAGUCUUUCUUUUGUAUGAGUUGUUUAAAAUGUGUACCUAAAGGUAAGCUUGCAAAUGAUAUUGCAAGUCUGCUGCAAAUACGAGCUUAGUAUAAAACACAAAAUGUUAAACCUUCAUCUAUGGCACAAGCGUGUUUUGUUGUAAAGUUACACAGAAUUGGUUUACUGUUUUGGUAACCACAUACAACCAAAGACUUAAAUGGCGUCCACGUUGCAAAGACAAUUAAUUACUUUUAUUUAUAGAAAGAAGCAUAUGUUUGAAAUAUAUUCAUUACUCAAGUUGACCUAACUAAUGUUUUGACAUUUAAAUAUAUAUCUAUAUCUAUAUAUAUUGCCAUAUUAUUAUCUUCUAUCUAGAGUAGUGCUGUGCCCCUAAUAGACCAAAUGUGAGAGCAUGUAAGGAAGCCAGAGUAUGUCAGGGGAAUUUAUGGUAUAUUAGUAUUGAUUUUACAAUGGGAAACUUUUAUUUUUAACGAAGUUAAGCUUCCAUGAAAGCGUCUGUCACCACUGUUUACAUAAUAGCAAGAGUUAAACCCUUGGAUUGUUUUAACAGAGAAAUAAACAACCUGUCUUUUGAUGCGUGAACAGGCUUUAAAAUGUUAUUUACAGGCUUCAUAAAAUGUGUAUGUAUACACAAAUUGUAGCAUAGAUCAAUUUAGUUAUUAUUUAUUUAAUGUAAUAUGCACUAUAAAAUAUGAAUAAUUCGGCUGUGUUACAAGUACAGUGGGGAUCAAAUUAAUUUGUAUUUUCUAUGUCUAUCUGUUUGCUUUAAACUCAUGCACACACAAAAAUUUUAGCUAUAUGCACAAGUGGAUGUAUUAUUUAUGAACACAGGUGCACAUGAUAGAUUGCAGAAAAAACGUGCUAGACCAAAAGGUACAAUCUGACACACUGCUUGUGAGAAGUACAAAUUAUGUAAUAUUUCACCUAUUUUGAGGAAAAUUAAGUCAAAAACAUGAUAAAAAGCAUCAUUCUGAGGGCAGACAAAUAGCUCAGUCCCAUUAACACUCUUCACAUAGAAAGCUGGCUUUUCAUAGACCAGGCAUCAUCCCCAUUAAUUGCAAUAAUAAAAGAUUAGACGCCGUAUGAAGAGGAUCAAAAAAUUAGAAGUGAUAGCCAUUGGGUUGUCUGGAGAAAGCCUUGCAGAAUAGACCCAAAUCACUGACAGUCUCUGAACAGCGUUAAGGCAGCAAAAUAGGUUAUAUUUUAUGCUUAGCUUUCACAAAGUAAAAUAAUUGUGGUAGAAGUUUAUUGCUUCUGUAUCAGUCGAGGCUGUGAUAAAUGUCUGAUCCAAAGAUCCAGAGACAGGUGUCAUGGUGCAUGAAGCUCUUUAUUCUACCCCAGCAUAACACACUUCCUACAAAAGUAAACUGCAGACCACUGUGGCACUGUUAUAAAGCUAAACAAAUAUAGGAAAGGCCUGAGCAGUUCCCAGGAUCUAAACCUGUGGGUCUAUAUAGCCUGAGCAAUAAAUGAACUAAAUAAUCUGGCAGUUUUGUGAGGUUCUCGCACAGAUAUUCAGAGGCUGUUAGUGACCUUUCUGAAUUACGUACAACUUCACUUUCUUGUUUUGUUCUCUAGAUUAUUAGCUUUCCUUACUUCUUCUGCAAGAAUAUUCUGAAAAGUCGUUAUCAACUACUUAUAUAUAAGAAGCAAAUACAAGUCCCAAAGUACACCCAGUUUGCCUGUACAGAAUGCAAACAUCAGAGCAAAAAGAAAUUUUUAUCUUUUUUUUCCCUGAUUAGCAGCAUCAGUACUUUUUAAUAUACAGUUAUCAUCAUACCACCAUACAUAUGGUAGGAGUAGUUACAGAGUAUCACGCUAAGCUAUUUAUAAACUGCAUUUCGCUUACUCCCUUAACCAUCUGACUAUUUAUGUAUCCCUAUUCAAAUUUAUAUUUGAGAUGCCAAACUCUCAUUCUCCUCAAAAUGGCUCCCAGAUUCUUUUCAUAAAACAUGCUUUACAGGCUUGUCUUGAUACCAAGCUUUUUUUUUUCCUUUCAAAAAAUUUCUUGGCAAAGUCAGUCUGCUCUUAGAUUAAAAGGAUCAAAAGGCUCCAGCAGUUGUAGUGUUGAGGUCUGAUACUUUCUUUUCUGAAGCUGACUAACAUUUAUCAAAAAAAACUGGAGCAGAUUCCAGUUCUUAUUGGCAGAAAUGGCCUGUACCACAAGUUGGCUGUCCACCAAGCAUGACCUUCUUUGGGGCAUCUGGGGAUGACUUGCCUCUUAAAGACAUGCUACCAAGCUCCCACUAGACUGAACUUCAUCCAGUUCAUGAAUUAUCAUUUGAAAGUCUCUAAAAAUAUCCAUAUUCAUUGUGGUAAUUCUGAAUAUUCUUUGACCUGUGUAAAUCUACUGUCCCUUUUCAUAACUUGCUUCCAGCUUCUGUGACUUUCUAUUUUAUAUAUUCCUUUUAGCUUUUAUGUAUUUACCCAUCCAAAUACCACUGUGCUUGCUUGUGGGAGCGGAUCAAAGUGACACAUAUUUGUAGAUUGCUUCUUGAUAACCCAAAGGAUAUGUACAGAUGUGUGGUGGAGCUGAGGUGUUCAUAAUGUUGGCUGUCUUUUCUGUUUUAUGAACUGGAUUCCUAUGAUACCUAAGCACUUCUGUUUGGAAGCGUAGCUAAAGUAUGUAUGACAUUCAGGUUUUCAUAGAUUUAAAAACCUUAUUUAAAUAGAAUUUUUCUUCCUCAUAUCAGGCAUAGUUCAUUUGUCGGUUCUGCGCUUUUCUACUUCUGCUUUUAGGAGCUGCCAGACAGAUAUUAGGGAAAAUACUAAAUUGUAACAUCUGAUACUUAGUCAUUUUUGUACUUCAGCUUUUAAAGUAAGCAGGUGAGGUACCUAAUCCAAUGGUGCUAUUUGUUGGAAACAUGUUGAGAAUGUAUAGGGAUGUCUGGAACUAUACACUAUGUUUCUUCUGUCUUGUACACUGUGACACCACAAUUGGCUGGGAUUGACCAUCACAGUAUUUGAUGUCACUGACAUGUCUUCACAGUCUUAACUGGAAAACUCAUUAUCUGUGUCAUACAGGCAUGCAGUACUUUGACUACUUUUCAACACCCAUAUUGUACAUUCAAAAUAUAACAGAGAUUUUAUUUUUUUUCUCAUGAAAGAUUGUUGUAGUUAUUUCCAGAUACUUUCCUAGAUGUGCUUGAGGAUUUUUUGCUUAAUUUUAAAUAUUAAAAUGGCACAGGGGAGUUUCAGGUAGCCCUGACAGAGAUUGUUUAAUGGAAGGAGUACAGGUAACACAGGAAAACUUAAAGUGAUACAUAUUUCAUGGCUCACUCCAAACAUAUUUUUGGGUAUGCAAAUUGUACUUCUACAUCUCUACGCACUAUGUAUAUUUUGGAAGGAUAACGUAUAUCUGAUGGUACUGUGCAUAUAUACAUAGAGAGAUGCAGGCAUGUCUAGGGGAAUGUGUACAGAUGUACAAACUUACGCUGAAAUUACCAGCCAUGGUAAACAUUGCCAUUGAUGCCUCAUCAGCUGUAACUGGACAGUGGAAUUAUAUUUAAGUCUGCUCUGCUUAGUUGUAAGAAAAGUUUCCACAUCUUUUCUUAGUGCUUAUUUUCCCAGUUACAUUGUCUUUAUUUAUGAACGUGAUAUUUUUAGUAUAUUGUCCUGGCUUUUCAGCCAUUACCCAGAAUUUAGAAAUGUAUGACCAGAUUUCACUUAUUGCAUCAAUACAGCAUUAGUUUUAACUCCUAACUCGGUUUAUCUUAACCAAAGUCAUUCUGGCUUUGCCAAGUAGGAAAAUAAAGGCCUCCAUUUCUAACAGUAGAUUUUAUCUGAGGUCACAAAGGAGAAAUUUCUAUCUUCACGUGAACAUGGCUGUCAGUUCCUUAAUAUGGGUACAGGGCUCAACCAGUAUUAAAACGGUUUGAAGCAAAUGUCACAAAUAUAUAAAGGCAAAAUAAAGCAAGUCACCACUGCAAAGUAUUUAAGGUAACAAGAACAUCAUUUCUCCCAUUAGAAAUGAAAGAAAAAAUUAUGAUCCUUCCCCACCCCAACCUAUUGCUCUUCCCUUUCUGUUGCAUAAAAUAAAACUUUACAUUUGCCUGUCCCACAGGUGGAACUGUGCAAGCUUUAAAAACCUUGUCUGCCUGGUAGGACUGCGUGGUAUAUCUAGAUCAUUCAGCCUUUUCUGGUUUUGUAAGUAAUAAAACCUCGACUGAGUUUAACUGGGAUGUAUGAUGCUGGCCUCAGGGAGGGUCGUCUGAGAAUGCUGGUAAAACCAUUCAGCUCAGCUGUGGUGAGGAGAGCUAACUUUUUUUUCCAAGCUAGUGAAGCAAUGUGAUUUCUUUAACUUGGCAGAAAGCAUGGCAAAAACCCCAAGAUAUUUGAAGUUUUUAUAUAUAUGACGAUCCUCCUUGCAUAAGGGUGAAUAAACGUGUAAAAACAAUGUUCAAAAAAAAAUCAGCCUAUGAAUGACUCUAUAAGCCAAAAGCACGCAUCACCAUCAGCUACAAGGUUGGCAUAGCUGCCUGACAUGCCACUCAGGCUUCUAUGAAGAGAUCCUUAUUGUAGGAGUCUGGGACUAAAUAGCUAGGCAUUAAUAAGAAAGUAGGAUUUGUUUAUCUGUGUGCACAUGCAGGUUCCAGGAAUUUGAUGGGAAAUCCUUACUCUUUCCAGGAUAGAAAUUAUUUAGUGAUGUAUCUGGAAUGAAAGAACACAUGAAAUGCUCUGGUAAUCAUUACUCAGCUAUGGCUAAUAAUCAGAAAAACACAGGACAUUAUUUACAGAAAGAAGUUAGGCUUAUUUAAAAAAAAAAAUCACAGAGAAAUAGUUAAUUUACUUAAAAUGCUCAAAAGAUCUGAAAACUUUUACAGUAUGAUGAAAAUAAAGUCUCUGGGCCAGAAUCUAGUUCUUUAUGUGCCUUCAAAAUAUCCAAUCUAUUUAAGUUUUUUUCUUCUGGGUUGAAAUCUGUGCGUAAGAAAGCAACUGUAGUCACUCUUCAAAUAAUAGAGAGGUAGAUGUAUAAGUACAGUAAGUACAAUACAUUUCAAAGUCUAGAGAUGUCAAAGGGAUGAGGAAUGGCCCUCAUUAAUUUCUGCUUAUUGAUUGCACCUUAAGAAUUAUUAUUGUGGCACAGACCAGUUAAAACCAGGAGGGUAAAAGGUAUAACCCAAUUUACUUUGAAGUCUGUGCGGUGCUGCUGUCUGGGUUGUGUGGAUAUAUCAAAAGAAAGAGACCUAUGCUCUAUUUUCUGAUGCUCAGUACUUUUCUCCAUUCAGUACUUUUAUUGUUCAUAUGGAUUGAGUCCCCUCCUAUUGAAUAUACUUA